This is a messenger RNA of Carlito syrichta (Philippine tarsier), 912 nucleotides long. Its product is annotated as olfactory receptor 4D9-like. Gene Ontology annotation, biological process: G protein-coupled receptor signaling pathway. Gene Ontology annotation, cellular component: membrane. Lineage: Eukaryota; Metazoa; Chordata; Mammalia; Primates; Tarsiidae. The record is from RefSeq and is a predicted model, not a curated record. Gene Ontology annotation, molecular function: G protein-coupled receptor activity; olfactory receptor activity.
AUGGAUCAGGGAAAUGACACCAGAGUGAAAGAAUUGAUCUUUCUGGGAAUUACUCAGUCCAAAGAGUUGAGCUGGGUCUUAUUUAUCUUCCUGUUUCUUGUGUACAUUACAACUCUGAUGGGAGACCUCUUUAUCAUGGUUGCAGUUACCUGCGAAUCGCGCCUUCACAUUCCCACGUACUUCCUGCUCCGCAAUCUAUCUAUCCUUGACAUCUGUUUUUUCUCCAUCACAGCUCCUAAGGUCCUAGUUGAUCUUCUGUCAGAGAGAAAGAUCAUCUCCUUCAAUGGUUGUGUCACUCAGAUGUUCUUCUUUCACCUUCUGGGGGGAGCAGAUGUUUUUUCUCUCUCUGUGAUGGCGUUUGACUGUUACAUAGCCAAGUCCCUACACUACGUGACCAUCAUGAGUAAGGGGCGGUGCACUGCCCUCAUUUCAGCCUCCUGCAUGGGGGGCUUCGUCUACUCCAUCGCGCAGAUUUCUCUGUUGCUGCCCCUCCCUUUCUGUGGACCCAAUGUUCUUGACACUUUCUAUUGCGAUGUCUCCCAGGUCCUCAAACUCUCCUGUACUGACACCUUCACCCUGGAGCUGCUGAUGAUUUCCAACAAUAGAUUACUCAGUUGGUUUAUAUUCUUCUUUCUCCUCAUAUCUUACACAGUCAUCUUGACAAUGCUGAGUUCUCACACUGAAGAGGGCAGGAGGAAAGUCAUCUCCACCUGCACCUCACAUUUUGUGCCCUGCAUCUAUGUCUAUGCCCGGCCCUUCACUGCCCUCCCCAGGGAUACUGCCAUCUCUGUCACCUUCACUGUCAUUUCCCCUCUGCUCAAUCCUAUGAUCUACUAUACCCUGACAAAUCAGGAAAUGAAGUCAGCCAUGAGGAAGCUAAAGAAACAACAAGAGCGUUCAGAAGGGUUUUAA